CCGUUGCUAGGGACGACCCCGUUUUGUACGUCAGUAAAAGGAACUGAAAACAACAACUUCCGGGUGGAGCGUGUAAACGAGUGUCCACGUGAAAAUCAAAUUGUGCAAAACGGACUCAGAUCAGGAUGUCAUUUUUGUGUCUGAAAAGUCUGUUUCUAAACCGGUAGAGAUCACAAUCGACCAGGAGAAGCGACUGGCCCUGCAAAGAGAAAUUGAUGUGCAAUCACAGCCUACGCAGCUACUCAAACGUUUGACUAAGCCAGCUGUUUGUGUAAAGAAGCUUGAAGAAAUAAAGAUGGAAGAGGACAACUGUGAAGAAAAUCUCAAACCGAAGAAAAAGAAGCAAAAGAAAAAAGCUUCUCAUCAUGAAAGUGAAAUUGGCACCAUGGAGGUGAAAAAAGAAAAAAAAUGUAAAAAGGUUAAAAUGGUGGCAAAGGAAGAGGAAGGUUUGAAUGAAAGUGGUGAGCAUGAAGAGAAAAAGAAAAUAAAGAAAAAAAGAAAAGUUGAUAGUAAUUUUGUGAAGGAGGCCAUCGAUGAGGAGAAAACCAUGAGCAAGAAGAAAAAGAAGACUCGGUUAGCAAAUGAUGAUAAACUAGAAAAUAUCCAGAUUGUUGUAAAGGAAGAAAAAGUAGAAAAGAGGAAGAAAUUAAAAGAUCCACCUAUACAAAACAAGACAGAAAGCAAAACAGAAGAGGAACAAAUUCAAAAAGAUGAAAUCCCUAAGAAAGGUAAAAAAAUAAAAUCUGAUGAUCUCACUGGAAACCCAGAGCAAAGUGGAAAUGUUAAAAAAAGGAAAAAGAAGAAAGACAGACUUUUAACUGCAGAGGGUGCAUUUACAACAAAAACUAAAAGGAAACUAAAAGUAGAAGAAAAUGGAACAAAGUCAGAAGAGCCUGAGAAGAGAAAACUGAAAAAGAAGAAGGAAGGGCUUACUUAUGGUUUGGAAGAAACUGAGAAAAGCAAAAAGAAACGAGAGACAAAAGUUGUCAAAAUUCUCAAGAAAUACAAAAACGACGACGAAAAAGAGACAUUUCCAGAAGAGGAGAAGGUCACAGAUGAAGGAAAGCCAAAGAAGAAGAAAAAGAGAAUAAAAGAAAAGCCUGGAACGAUUUCUGUGGAGGAUGUGAAUGAAGAAGAGACGGAGCCAAAGAAGAAAAGGAAAAAAGCAAAGGCUGAUGAGGAGAGCAGGGAAAAUUAUGUGACAAUGUCGGCAGACGCUCAGAUAAAAAAAGGCAAAAAGAAUAAAACCGUGUUGAAAGUGAAGAAGAUUGAUCCUGCAGCUAAAAAGAUCAAAGAAGAGCAAAAAGACUCCUACAGCGAAGAAAAUGACCUCCAGGUUUCCAUUGUGGACGUAGUUUUCCUGUCAAAGAAAAAUGGAAACACUGAUGAGAUCGACAUUAACCAGGACAGAAGAAAGGCUCUACAAAUGGAGAUAGAUGUGGCGUCUCAACCCAAGAAAACAACCAAACCAAUGGGUCUCGGCCAGUGGAGCACGGCUCAGUUCGACGACUCGGACCAGCAGCAGAAGUUCCUGCGUUUGAUGGGAGGCUUCAAAAAGGGCUUCCAGCCAGCUGUGGGGACAUCUGGAGGAGGCGGCAUGGCACUGGGAAAGGAUGCUCAGCAGCGACUGCAGCAAGGGCUGAUGGGAGAGUUUGAGCGAGCCCACUCACGCAGAAUGGACUUCAGUAAAAAGGGGGCGGGGCUUGGGUUUAACGCCCCACCCAAUAAAAAGUUCUUCAUUGAUGUCAAUGCAAGUCGAUCAAUUCGCUUUGAUGACUGAUCAGGAAGGUGGAUGUUUGGAUAAACCUUUUUUUUUUAUAUCAGCGUUGUAAAUGAGUUCAGUCUCGUUAGUUUCACUUUAGAGGUGAUCGAAUGUUGGCUGAGUUGUACAAAAUGUAGAUGAAACCAUCAGUGUCAAAACCGGAUUAUGUAAAACAAUUCAAAGCAACGCCUCUGUUAGUGUGAAUAUUUUAGUUUUAAUGGCUUUGAUACAUUUUGAUGUUUUGAAAAAUAAAUCUACAAAACCAAA
Messenger RNA from Nothobranchius furzeri (turquoise killifish), 2029 nucleotides. RefSeq names its product lysine-rich nucleolar protein 1 (gene knop1). NCBI's taxonomy places the organism in Eukaryota, Metazoa, Chordata, Actinopteri, Cyprinodontiformes, Nothobranchiidae. The record is from RefSeq and is a predicted model, not a curated record.